GCCGCUGCUUGUCAAAUGUUUUGCAACAGUUUUUUUUUUGUUUUUUUCUCCUUCCUUCCUUCGAGUGGGAUUUGAACAGCGAGAUGCUAACUGUUGUGUUUACGAGUAUUUUAGCGGCUUCGGUGGCUCUCGUUCUCUAUCACAAAAUAUGUUAUCCGUUUUUAUGGGCGGAUUUCAAGUAUUACUUGAAACUGCGGAUGUACAGCAAGUCGUUGCAAGCUCGCAUGCGGCAAGGAGUCAUCACGUAUCUGGACUGCUUUCUCCUCCAGGCGAGGAGGAACCCGAAGAAGCCUUUCAUUAUCUUCGAAAACCAGAAGUUGACGUACCAGGAUGUGGACUUAAGAAGCAACCAGUUUGCGAACGCGUUCGGCGAGAGCUCUUUGGAACCAGGACACAUUGUCGCUGUGCUGAUGUGCAACGAACCGGAUUUUGUUUGCGUAUGGCUGGGACUGUGCAAACUGGGAUGUCAAGUCGCCUUUCUCAACACCAACAUUAAAGCCAAAUCUCUGCUCCACUGCAUUCGGAGUUGUGCAGCCAAGACCCUUGUGGUGGGCAAAGGUCUAGCUCAUUUGGUGGAGGUGGUGCUGCCCGACUUACAGGAGGACAACAUAUCGGUGUGGUUAGUACGUCACUCGUCGCUUUCUGAUGGUUUCAUCGGUUUACUUGAUAAGGUGGAAAACAUGUCGACAGAGAACAGAAGCGGGCCGCUUAAAGUCGACGUCAUGUCCAACUUCCUCUUCAUAUUUACAUCAGGAACCACAGGUUUCCCAAAGGCGGCACGUGUGGGGCAUCUGAAAGCCAUCAUGAGUAUGGCAUUCUUUCACAUGUGCGGAGCGACAUCUGAUGACAUCAUAUACAUCACCCUUCCUCUUUACCACAUGUCUGCUUCCCUGUUAGGCAUUGGAGGAUGCAUACAGCUUGGUGCAACUUGUGUCUUAAAGAAGAAGUUUUCAGCCAGUCAAUUUUGGAAGGACUGUGUGAAAUACAAUGUGACAGUGGUGCAGUACAUAGGAGAGCUCUGUCGAUAUCUGGUCAACCAAGCCGUGGUUCCAGAAGAGAAGAGUCACUGUGUUUGGCUUGCAGCAGGAAGCGGGCUUCGGACAGAUGUGUGGAAGGCAUUUGCCAAACGGUUUAGUACGAUCAAGAUCAGAGAAGGUUAUGGUUUAACUGAAGCCAGCAUUGGCUUCCUCAACUACACCGAUGAGGUCGGACCCAUUGGGAGAGCAAGCUACUUCAACAAGCUUUCAGUACCAUUUCAACUCCUGAGAUAUGACACACAAACAUAUGAACCAUUCAGAACACAGUCUGGAAGAUGUGUACAAGCACAGAUAGGUGAGGCUGGUAUCCUGGUAGCUCCAAUGACAGCAAUGAAUCAGUUCUUGGGUUACGCUGGAAAUAAGGUCCAGUCUGAGAAGAAGUUGAUCAAGGAUGUGUUUGUGGUGGGUGAUGUCUAUUUUAACACUGGAGACCUCCUGCUCCAAGACCACAGAGAAUUUAUUUACUUCCGUGACCGUAUUGGAGACACUUUCAGGUGGAAAGGAGAAAAUGUAUCCACUAUGGAAGUGUCCGAGGCUUUAUGUCUUCUUGAUUUUAUUCAAGAGGCCAAUGUUUAUGGAGUCAAUGUACCAGGACAUGAAGGUCGAGCAGGCAUGGCUGCAAUUGUUUUAAAACAGGAGCACACGUUGAAUGGUGCAAAACUCUACGACCACUUGGUUGAAACCCUUCCCGCGUAUGCCUGGCCAUGGUUUCUCCGAAUCCAGCCCUCUCUGGAUGUGACAGAAACUUUUAAGCAACAGAAGGGGAAGCUGGUCCAGGAAGGAUUUAACCCAGAGAUCACACAGGAUCAUCUCUAUUUCUUAGCUAUCACUCAGAAGGACUACGUUCUCCUCGAUGUAUCUCUAUAUGAGGAUAUUGUGUUUGGAAAAAUCAAACUAUAGUACCUGAGAAAAUUAUCUGACAAGUAAUAAGGGCUCCAUUAGAGCAAUAAUGAUUCAUACGUUAUGAAUAGGUAAUUAGCAAGUCAUUAUAUUUGGCAAUAAUGCAUUUUAGAGAAUAAUUCCACUUUUAAUUAGUCCCUGCAUACCAGCAGUUAUUCUUUGCAACAUGCCCUUAAUUCAGAGUAAAACAAUAUGCAAUAUUCUACUCGUUCCUAUUUCCUAACACACAAUGAAUCAAUUCCUCUGAUCUAACACAAAAUAAAGCAAAAACAACAAACAAAUGGCCAUAUACAAAGAAAUGUUGACGUCAUACAGUAGCACAAACGCAACCAAAUACUGUAUAUAAUUAUGCAGUCCAUCAGGCGGGAUCCAUACAUGUAUCCCAUGCACAGGGCAAUCCGCUUCUUCCGUGACAAUCACACCAUGUUGUUUGUGGUUCAAUUUAAAAACAAAAAAAACAAAAAAAAAACAUAUAUAUAUAGAGUACAGUGUACAGUAUGUUAUGCCUCAUUUCUCUAUCAGGUUCCCCAGGUGUGAAGUUUUUCUGUUGCAAGUUUUUUUAUGCGGACGGUGACGCUUAACCUUCAUUGCCGAUGAAUAAAUGUGGUUGGAUGUUUGGUGGGGGGCGUGGUUGGAUGUCUAGUGGGGCCUUAGGUGCAGAAAUACAAAAAAAACAGCCACACUUCUGUCAGACUCCCCCAGGGCAGCUGUGGUUACACGAGUAGCUUACCACCACCAGGUGUCACUGAGGAGUGAAUGAGUAAUGUGUGAAAUUGUAAAGUGUCUUUGAGCGCCGAGAAAAGUGCCGUAUGUGUAAUGCAUCAUUAUUAUUGUCCAGUUCAGUCGUGUCGCUCGGUUUACAUCACCUUUUCUUUUAACAACAUUCAAUAAACGUUUGGGAACUGAGGACACCAA
This is a messenger RNA of Phyllopteryx taeniolatus (common seadragon), 2852 nucleotides long. Its product is annotated as long-chain fatty acid transport protein 6. Gene Ontology annotation, molecular function: long-chain fatty acid-CoA ligase activity; long-chain fatty acid transmembrane transporter activity. NCBI's taxonomy places the organism in Eukaryota, Metazoa, Chordata, Actinopteri, Syngnathiformes, Syngnathidae. Bases 84 to 1937 code for a protein of 617 amino acids. The transcript has 10 exons. The record is from RefSeq and is a predicted model, not a curated record.